AUGAGCGAGGAGGAGGAAGAUGAUCUCGGGAUAAAACCGGGGACUGUUAUCGAUUCCAGCAAAGCGAACUACGUUGUAAUUAAGUUACUCGGAGAAGGUGGAUUUGGUGCUGUCUACAAAGUUCAUGAUCAAACGGAUCCAAAAAAAAUCUACGCCAUGAAAGUAGAAAAGAAGCUUGAGACCAGGCGGCAUUCAAAAUUGAAAAUGGAGAUCGCGAUUCUUAAACUCGUCUCUGCCGAACGGAAACAAUCACAUUUCACCGCCAUUAUUGAUCGUGGGAAAAAAGAAACUUAUUUUUUUCUGGUUAUGGAGUUAGUUGGGAAAAGUUUGUCAGAUCUCAAGUCAAAACGUCCCUUGAAGGUAUUCUCUCCAUCGACUGGUAUGGGCGUUGGUAUCCAGUGUUUAGAAGCGUGUGAAGAUUUGCAUAAAUAUGGAUUCAUACAUCGAGAUUUAAAACCUGCUAACUAUGCAUGUGGUUUAGGAAAGAGGCAAAGAGUGAUUUACAUACUUGAUUUUGGAAUCGCACGGAAGAUUCUAAACGAGAAAGGAGAAUUGAAAACGCCAAGACAAACAGUUCGAUUCAAGGGUACCAUCCGUUUUGCGUCCAUCGCUUGUCAUAAAAAUACCGAAAUGGGAGCUAAGGAUGAUUGCGAGUCUUGGUUUUAUCUGCUUUUAGAUAUAGCAGUACCAAAAGGAAUUAUAUGGAGAUCGAUAAGUGACAAGAACGAAGUACUCAAAGUUAAGGAGCAGCUACGGAAUGAAAAACGGGAUAGUGCGUUUUCUUCCAUGAAAUGCAAAGAAGAGCUCAUUAAAGUGCUUACUUAUAUCGACAGUCUUAAAUAUUUUGAUCAUGUUGACUAUGAGUUUAUAUACAAAAUGUUGACACAGGCCGCAAAAACAGAAGGUGGAGAUAUUAACGAUCCUUAUGAUUGGGAACGAUCAUCAGCAACGUCAACUGCUGGAACAACUGCAAAAUCGAAGUCUUUGCUAGCAUCGCACUGA
This is a messenger RNA of Necator americanus (New World hookworm), 1002 nucleotides long. RefSeq lists its product as uncharacterized. The record is from RefSeq and is a predicted model, not a curated record. Bases 1 to 1002 code for a protein of 333 amino acids. Gene Ontology annotation, molecular function: protein serine/threonine kinase activity; ATP binding. Gene Ontology annotation, biological process: peptidyl-serine phosphorylation; signal transduction. Lineage: Eukaryota; Metazoa; Nematoda; Chromadorea; Rhabditida; Ancylostomatidae. The transcript is spliced from 10 exons. Gene Ontology annotation, cellular component: nucleus; cytoplasm.